Molecule: messenger RNA, 7149 nt
Organism: Cyprinodon tularosa
Lineage: Eukaryota; Metazoa; Chordata; Actinopteri; Cyprinodontiformes; Cyprinodontidae
Product: vitamin D3 receptor B
Exons: 10
Coding region: 612-1889 (425 amino acids)
Biological process (GO): cell differentiation; negative regulation of transcription by RNA polymerase II; positive regulation of transcription by RNA polymerase II
Cellular component (GO): nucleus
Molecular function (GO): vitamin D response element binding; nuclear receptor activity; zinc ion binding
Source: RefSeq, a predicted model, not a curated record
GCCAAAGGAGGAGGGGCGGUGCAUAACAAAAAGUAAUGGCCAUCUAUUUGGGUCCUGAAGAAAGAAGAUUACCCUAUUUCUGGUCGAACUGCUGCAGGUGCGCUCUAGUUUUGACGUAUAUUAGCUUGUAAGCUAGUCGGUUGCAGUUUUUUCCCCACUUGGAGUUGGCGCCUCGCGCGCGGGUAAAGGCUUAUUACCCGAACCUGAGCCGCGUUGAGGGUUAAAGCAGCGAGCUAUCCACGCUAAUGCUAGCUACUACUACCCACCCCGUGUGUGUUUGUGUGUGUGUGUGUGCCAGCGUCUGGAAGGGCGUACGAGUUUGACGUUUUCCUCCCCUGAAGUCCUCGUUACAUUUCUGGAAAUAUACCCUUACCUAGCGUGGUCGUAUUUCCUAUCUUUAUUAUUAUUCUUUCUGUCGCACAACAUGAAGAGGAGCGAGCAUUUGGAAAGUGUGAAGACGACGAACUUCAACUAAAGAGGAUUAAAAGGCUGCUCGGUGUUCAUGGGGAAAAAGUUGAGCUGAGGAUUAACAACCUGGGAAAAUAAAAGAGAAAAUAAAAGAGAGGUUUCCAGUCUUUCCCACUGCGCAAGGACAUGUUAAAACCUCAGUGAUGGAGCCUACCGUUGUGAGUACGUCCACCGUGGCGCCAGAUGAGUUUGAUAGGAAUGUACCGCGAAUCUGCGGCGUGUGCGGUGACAAGGCCACCGGCUUCCACUUCAACGCCAUGACCUGUGAAGGAUGCAAGGGCUUUUUCAGGCGCAGCAUGAAACGCAAGGCCUCCUUCACGUGUCCCUUUAACGGCAGUUGCACCAUCACCAAGGACAACAGGCGCCACUGCCAGGCAUGCCGGCUUAAACGCUGUGUGGACAUUGGCAUGAUGAAAGAGUUCAUUCUGACAGAUGAGGAAGUGCAGAGAAAGAAGGACCUGAUUCAGCGAAGGAAGGAGGAGGAGGCACAACGUGAAGCAGAAAAGGAAGCACGGAGACCAAGACUCACUGAUGAACAGAGUCACGUCAUCGCCACACUAGUGGAGGCGCACCACAAAACAUACGACGACUCCUACUCUGACUUCUGCCGCUUUCGGCCUCCUGUGCGUGAAGGCCCAGUGACACGAAGCGCUAGCAGAGCAGCCUCUCUCCACUCCUUCUCUGAUGCCUCCUCUGACUCCUUUAGCCACUCUCCAGAGUCUAUUGACACUAAAAUGAACUUCAACAACCUGCUGAUGAUGUAUCAGGAACAUGGCAACAGCCCAGAUUCCAGCGAGGAGGAAGGCUCCAGCUUCUCAAUGCUUCCCCACCUGGCUGACCUGGUCUCUUACAGCAUACAGAAAGUGAUCGGGUUUGCCAAGAUGAUUCCUGGUUUCAGGGAGCUAACUGCAGAGGACCAGAUUGCUCUGCUCAAGUCCAGUGCCAUCGAGGUAAUCAUGCUGCGGUCGAAUCAGAGUUUCAAUCUGGAAGACAUGUCCUGGAGCUGCGGUGGGCCUGACUUUAAAUACCAGAUCAGUGAUGUCACUAAAGCGGGUCACACCUUGGAGCUGCUGGAGCCACUGGUGAAGUUCCAGGUGGGCCUGAAGAAGCUGAACCUACACGAAGAGGAACAUGUACUGCUGAUGGCCAUCUGUUUGCUCUCUCCAGACCGUCCAGGUGUUCAGGAUCACACUAGAAUCGAAGCCCUCCAAGACAAGCUGUCAGAGACCCUGCAGGCCUACAUCCGGCUCCACCACCCGGGAGGACAGCUGCUGUACGCCAAGAUGAUCCAGAAGCUGGCCGACCUGCGCAGCCUCAACGAAGAGCACUCCAAACAGUACCGCUCCCUGUCCUUCCAGCCGGAGCACAGCAUGCAGCUCACUCCGCUGGUGCUGGAAGUGUUCGGCAGCGAAGUCUCCUAGAACCUCAGCGGCGAGGGGAAACGGGAGGGAGAGAGAGCUGAGAAUGUGCUGGAUGGACUUAAAGCUGACGUGGAGUGAGGUGAAGUGGAGCAGAGGAAGUGUAAUGUGUGCGUGUGUGUUAGUGUGUCUCUUCAUGUCCAUAACGUCUGAAGAACAGCGUCUUGGUGCAAAGGCCAAGCUCGUGUGGAGAGCAAGCAGAUGUUCAAUAACACCGUAAACAAGGGAAUGUCAUAUAGUACAAACUAAGCUAUCCAUAGGACUUUAGCCUAUAUAUCUAUAUACGUGUUUUUUCUACUUAUUUAAUUCAAACAGCUGCUUUAAAAAUACCAGGACAUUUUGACUUUUCACAACAAGCAUCCUCAGUUAUACAUUUAGCCAUUCAGUUCAGCUACCUCUUUGUUCUACUGGGUUUUUUUUUAUAACUACAUCACCUCUGUGAAAUGGUCACUUUUACACAAAACAUUUUGGAUGCCAGUGCAAAAAGCAGUGCCUGCACACAACUUUAACUCUUUGAUCAUCUUGGAAUCAAAGCUUUCCUUCCAAGGCAACAUAUGAACAUGACUGUGUAUAAUAUGAACACAUGCCUUUCAACCUUUCACCAAAGGUACAGUCAAAUAAUCUGGAAACAGCUUCCAUUUAUAUAUAUAAAAAAAAAACCUGCUGCUCCAUGGUUCGCUUUCCUCAUGCAGCCAAUCUGCAAGAUGACUAUAAUGAAGGAAAAUAUCAUUACAGAUUUGUACAGAAUCCGGAACAUAGUCUGUAAUUUAUUGAGGUUUUAUAGGACCUUAGGAUUUUAAUAAGGUGGCUGGGUUUGUGGUGAGAAUCAGCCCCUAAAUGUAUUAGCUACUUUUACACUGCUAGUUAUCAAUCAAACCUAGAACUCUUAAUGGCUUGUAACUUCUUAAAGUUUAUUGAUUAAUCUUUGGUUUGAUUGUGUUUGUCUCUGUUCAUAAAUUUUUUGCUAUCGUAUAUAUUCUAAGCACUGUUAAGCCACCCCUCUGCAUCCAGUGUAUUAUCACAGAUGUUUAAAGGGCUAACAUGCCAAACCUAACUGGAACAGUAAGCGGAGGCCAAAGCAAGGGGCCUGUCUUCUUGUUUAUAUAUAGCUGCAUACCAUACUUGGACUCGGCAUAAAUAUGGAUAUAAUUGCAAUAGAUUUUUUUUUCUUCUUUUUCUUUUGUGCGUUUCGCGUCAUUUCGUCUAUAAAAACCAAUUCCAUGAAUUGUUCCUAUCCAGAAUACCGUCAGCUCAGAGGGUGGAGACCCUUUUGAAGCUACUUCGGACCACCACAAAUAUCACACCCCUUUCGUUUCUGACUGGGAAGUGGAUUUUCUAGAAUGUCCGAGGGCCUGGUAGUUGCGGUGGUGCUGUGCACCUCCACAGCCUGGCCCUCCUGUUUGAUGUUGUAUGCUGCGCAGCCCUCUAGUGGCUGCAUCUUGUACAUACCAGGUAUAAAUAUAUAAAUAUAUAUAUUUACAUGCAUAUUAUAAAUAUUUGUCUGCCGCUGUACAUAGGGCUACAAGAAUCCUGAAAAAUGUCUUUUUUUUUCUUUUUUUUUCCGUCCCAGAAAGAAAUAUGCAACCAUAAUUUGUUUCUGAUUCAUUAACACUUUGUUCUAAAGCACUCUGGUCUCUGUUUUUCACUUUAUGUAGGAAAAAGCAAGAAAUGGCUGAAACAGGGAUUUGGUUGAGUGUUUGGUUGGACUGAAUAUCGUCUGUUUAGUGUGAUUUCCUCUUCCACUGUUGAUGUUUUUAGUAAGAGGAUAAGCUGCUCUCACGUAUAAGCCAUAUAAAUUGCCAAGUUAGGUGUAAACCUGCUCUAUUAAUAUACAUCAAACUGAUGACUCUAGAGGCUUAAUAAUUAUGUCCCUAGCUAAACAGGUAUUGAUAUGACUUUAGAAGCAGAAGCUUGUAUGUUUUCAGUAUUCUGCCUUCUCUCUGCUGUCAGUCAUCUUCGGUUAGUCCUUCGCCAAACGGGACAUAAUCCAGACUGCCUGGAAAUGGAAGCAUUUAACAGCUGCAGCCAUUGUUACGACGAGGCUACGUGCAACCCUAAUAGAUGAAACGCUCUUCAAAUUAAUGCAAUUCUCCAAAGAAGUUACUUAGUUUUUUUCUCUAUCCUUAAAGAUGGAGAUGAUUUAGCUGCACAUAACUCUGCAGGAAACAAAAUAAAAGAAAUAGGGAAGGAAAAGUUAAAAGGUAUGAGCAGUAGCCGCACUCCUUGAACUUUUCUGAUUUUUGUCAGGUUAUGAACAAUACCCUAAUUUUCUUUGUAGUAAACAAACACAAAGAUCAUAUUUGUUAAAUAGAAACUAUAGAUUUAUUGUUUUUUAUCUGUAUUAAAAUCCCUUUAUACCUCUACUAAUUCCAGCUCCUACACAGCUACCUGUCCAUGCUAACUAUCCGGAUGGUGCGUUCAGGGUCUAAGCUGUCCACCUUUCAACUUUCUUUCCAUUUCAGAAUUUCUCUCUACUUUGUGUUAAAUAACUGAAGUUUAAAAGUCUAACCUGACAAAGUCAAAGUCAGAAAGAGUUAAAGGACUUUUUAAAGACACUGUUGUAACUUUCAGAUUGAUGGAAGCGGGUGAAAGAGGAGAGCACAAGUAUGUUGUCGGGCUCUCUGCAGCACAUGAGAAGUUGUUUUAACCCAGUUUUUAAAAUCCCCCACACCUAUUAAGACUGUUCUACGUCACUGUGACUUUGUCUUUAUAUCUUCAGUCACUGUGAUGCAAGUCAGGGCUCCACUGUCGGAUAAAAAUCCCUCAUCGAUAUUCCCAAACUUUAAAAUAUCAUGUUUUGCUCUUUGUAUUUAAUUUGACGCGCCCUACAAAAAAUCCUGCUGUGAUUCUAUUGUUGAGGAGUUAAAGCUCGAUUGUGUUUAGGCAGUACCACUUGUGUGAGUAUGGUGUGUCGGUCUGAUAAGGGGUGUUAUGAUGUGCUUGGUUACUGAACUCUUGACUUUUAAAGAUGGUGUCCACGUUUGUCUCUUUUUCCUUUCACCUCAUGAACAAAUACUUUCUGUAUGUCACCGUGGGUUUGAUUUAAGUUCUUGUUCUUCUUUAAUUUCUUUUGUUGUUUUUUGGAGAGGCAGUGUUGAUUUGUGCAUGUCUGGUCGUGUUGGAGCAUGGGUGAAUGUGUAAAAUGCCACAGGGAGAGUUCCCUCCACACAAGAACAGGGUAACAGAGGAGCUCCAGUUGUGGAUUUGACAGCCGAACAGAAAAGCUCACAAGGAUGUAUUAUAGCCACUAAUUGAACACUAAUUGAUUUUUGUGCCCAGUACCACAUGGCAUUGGGGAGAAGGGGAGGGUCCUUUUUGUGCCACUAAAUAUCUGAUUAGAUGAUAGUUUUUUUUUUAUCUUUUUUUUAAUCUUCCAAAAGAUCACCCAAAUACAGUAAAUGUGAAUAUAGUUCAACCCUUAUAGUUUCCUGUUUUUUUUUUAAUCAUGAUUAGGCUACUUAGACUCUGUAUAGAUUUUUUUUUUUAAGAACUGCAUCAUAACACAGUAUCAAUGCCAAUAACAUGCAUACAUCAAGGUACACCAUCACCAGCAAGCUUUACAGAUUCUCUUCUUCUUAAGAUGUUUUUUUUUUCUACGUUUCACUUGUACAACUGUUGCCAUUACAGAACUCUAAAGCUAACAACUGGCAAACAUAUAUUGACACCAAACGGUCGGCCAUUUUCUACGCAAAGGAUUGAAGUUUCCCCUCCCCAAAGCCCCUCACCCUAGGAACAGGUGUCGUAAUGGAGCCGACAUAAAUGUAGUUCUUACGAAAAGGAGUGUCCACAGUGGAUGUAUAUUAUAAUCUACCUAAAAGAAACCUACCUCUUUUUAGCUCAUAUGUUGCUUUAGCAUUAAGAAUUAAAGAAUUUGCCUCUGUUUUUACUUUUUUAAAUAUUUGUAUUCAUGUGGAUAUUUAUUGCUGUCUAAUGAGUCAUACUUCAAUGAUUACCUCAAAGAUAUCUCACACAUUUGGGAGAGUCUAGCUAAUGAAGUCAUUCAUAUAUAUAUUUUUUUUUUCUUUGUUUUUCAUUUUUACAGUUUAUAUGUCCUCUGAAUUAGAAAUGCCUUUUUUUCCCCCCUCUUAACGCACAAAAUACCAGGAGUGUUUUGUUUUAUUUUACUAGUGCCUGUACUCUGACCAUCUGGACCCUGAGGCUGCAUUCGGCCAGGUAGAAAAACUCUCACCUUUAUCGUCCUCGCCGACAGGAUACAGUUAAAAUGGCUGCCAUGAUGCUGAGAUCAACAGCGUCUUGUAGUUUUUAAAGGGCAAGCUAAAUUCAAAUCUCCUGAGUGAAUGCACCUUAAAAAAAAAAAAGAAACCCAAAGGACUUUGCAACAGAAGUGAGUUUUCUUUGGCAAAGCUUGAGCUCUGUAAUGCAUGUCUGUUUUUCCAGUCUUCUCCUUCAGUCCUUCUGUUGCAAAGUCUCUGACAAUUCCCCACCAGUGGGAAUUGAGAUGAAAUCCUCAGUAUCCAUGCAAUGCUGCUUCUUUUCUUUUUAUUUUUUUGACGCUAAAAUGUUGCAUCUAACUGACACUGUAAAUUACGUCCUUCAUUGUGUGAGUUUGCAACAGAAGUGGCAAACUUCCUUGGAUGAUUGCGUGAGUGUGCAAGUUAGCGGCGCUUCCUGGUAAAAAAACAAAAUACUGAUUCCAUUCAGAUCCUUGCAUCAUAUUAACAGUGUUCACUUUGGUGAGUCUUUCUUGUCUUCAUGUCCAACUGCUUCAGGUAAACACUGAAAUAAAUUGGGGGCUUUUUAUUUUAUUUUAUACGAUUGGUAAAUGAAUAGGAACAGUGUUGUCUUAGUAACAUCUGCCCUGAGCUGUGUGCCAUAACCUGCCCCUUUUGCUACACUGGGAGGGAAGGUUUUAAUAGGGCUGGCUUCAACAAGCUCCUCCAAGUCCUCCAACCAAUUUCGUUUCCUCUCAGUUAAGUUUAUAAUACUGUUUUUGUGAAAAAUAACUUCGAAUCUGGCAUCAAAAUUCUUACACUGCGUUCUGACUCCAAAUCAUACCUGAAUCAACGAAAGCACUUAAUAUAGUGUUUGUGACAUGUAGACUGAUUGAGCUACUAGCCAUAAAUUGCCUGUGUUGAUCAGCAUAAUAUGGCUCCAUUUAUCGAGACACUUAGGUCUGCUAAAUUCUAAUGUAAUUUCAGAAUAUCUUUUGGGAUUUUUUCUUUCUUUUGCUAUUAUAAAUUGGUGUUGAUGUAAUGUUAUUUUGUCUGUUUUGCAAAUCAAAAAUAAACAAUUGUAUAUAGCA